AUGAAUGAGACUCAUGUUAAAGCCAUGCUUGGCUUGACAGUGAAGAAGCUACUUGAUCUGAAAAAGAUCAUGCAAGAGCUUUAUAACAAGAAAAUCCAGAGCCUUCUCCAUCAACAACAAGAUUCUGCAGGCCUGAAAGAGUCCAGUACCAGAAAACAAGACAACAGUAAUAUAAUAUUCAGCAAGAUUCAUUUCUCAAGUCUAUUUGGCCAAGUCUCUGAUGCUGGUGGUCAAAGAACUCUACUGAGCCAUUAUCUUUAUCAGAAACAUGAUCUCUGGCUAUAUAUCAUCAAGAGUCUGAAUAAGCAGGUCACCAUCAUCAACAAGCAACUGUAG
Molecule: messenger RNA, 336 nt
Organism: Coccidioides immitis RS
Lineage: Eukaryota; Fungi; Ascomycota; Eurotiomycetes; Onygenales; Onygenaceae
Product: transcription termination factor 2
Exons: 5
Coding region: 1-336 (111 amino acids)
Source: RefSeq, a predicted model, not a curated record